AGUAUGUAUGUAUUAUAAGCAAAACUAAAACCAAUAUGGUGACGGUGAUACUAAUCAACUGUUGACGAUAAGUGAAACAAAUAUAUAUGUAUAUAAAUAAAAAAAAGAGAUAUUGAUGAAUAUAUAAUUAUACAUGUAUAUGUUUGAACAUAUACGAAAAAGAAAAAAAAAAAAUAAAAAAUAUACGUUGAGACUGUUGGGACUGAUAGUUGGAAACACAAUGAAAAUUUUGUAAAAUAUUAAAGCGAUGACUUGAGUUGAUUUAAAGUCAUUGUGUUUUUUUUUUUUUUUUUCUAUUAUUAUUAUUAUAUAUUAUAAAUUUAAAAAAAAAUCAUCACUGGAUAAUAAAAAUCAUGUGUGAUGUUUGUGCAGAUUUUCACGAUCUCCUGCUUACUUAUGAAGAUCGUGCUUCCAAGGAACAAGAUGAAGUUGCUUCUUUGUCUCCAGUUGACAUUGAAACCAUUGUCAACUAUGUUAACCAAUGGAUACAAAGACAAUGUAUGUGUUGUUAUCGUGAAGCUAAAAACUUUGAUAGAUUUAUACGUUUGACACAAAGUGUUGUAUUUUGUACACUUCAACAACUCCAAGCAAUUCAACAAAAAGAUUCUUCUUCUUCAUCAACAUUAUCAUUAUCUGAAAAUGAUAAUUCAAUUUGUGAUACAAAUGAUAAAUCAACAAUUGACAAUGAUGAUGUUAAGAAAAAAAAUAUUGAAAUUAAAGAAAUAUCAAUUCCAUCAACAUCAACAAAUAAUAACAAUAAUAUACAUAGUAAAAAAAAUGAAAAAUGGACACAACAAGAUUGUGAAAAAUUAUUUCAUUUAUUAUCAAAAAUAUUUCUACUUAAUUUUCCUCUUUAUAUUGCAAUGAAACAUGGUGGUGCAUUAAGUCCAUUAGCACCAGUUAAAGAUGAAGGUGGUUAUUGUGAACCACAUGAUCCAGAAGUACCAGCACCAUUAAUACGUGCAGUAUCAAUAUUUUGUCACAAAGAAGGUUUUAAUAUAAUGUCAUUAUGUUUUGAUCUUGAUGAAUCAUUACCAGUUGGUCUUGCACAUUCAAUGGUUGCUGUUAUUUGUAAUUUAAAAUUAUGGCUUAAUUAUGCAAGUAUAAUGCAAUUAUUUUUACCAUUACGUGGACGUGUUAUGAAAUAUAUGUGUCGUCUUGCUGAUAAAGAUUUACGUACACCAGCAGUACGUACAAUGGCUGAUUUUAUGUGGAGUGCAGUUAAAGAUCCAAUUGAUUCUGUAAUGCCAACAUUUGAUCGUGAUGGUCUUGAUUUAGCAUUUAAAUAUUUUACAAGUACAACAUUAACAAUGAGACUUGCUGGUAUUUCACAAAUAAAUUCUCAUAUAACAGCAUUUAAUGAAUUAUGUAAUAAUGAAACUGUUGCUGAAAUUGAACAAAAUGGUCAUUCAUUAGCAACAUGGUUAUCUGAUAAUAAUAUAAUAUCACAUAUAUUUGGUCCAAAUUUACAUGUUGAAGUUAUAAAACAAAGUCAUAUUGUAUUAAGUUUUUUAGCAAUGGAAGGUAGAAUAUCAUCAUCUGAUAUUGAUAUUAUGUGGCAAGCAGCACAAUUAAAACAUUGUAGUAGACCAGUAUAUGAUUUAUUAGCACCAUUAGUUAAAAAUUUAUCACCAACACCAGUACUACAUCUUUAUUCAUUAUUAUGUAAACUUGAACCAAAAGAACAUACUGAACAAAGUUUAUUUUUAGCAUCAGCAUUAAUUAAAUUUAUAUGGACAUCUGGUACACCUGGUUAUACAGGUGCUAUUAAUAUGAAAAAUCGUAAUUUAUCAAGAGAAACAGAGGGUAUUGAAAGUAGUAGUACUGAUCCAAGUGGUUUAGAUGGUAGUAGUCCAGAUGAUGAUGAAGAAGAACCAAGUCCAGCAUUAUCUGAUGGACCAUCACCACGUAAACAAGCACGUUCUGGCGUUGUUAAUAAUAAUACUAACAAUAAUAAUAAUAAUAAUAGCAAUAAUAAUAAUUGUGAUGGUGAUAUUGAUGGUGAUGUUGAUGAUGUAGCUGGUGGUGAUAGUAGUGAUUGUGAAGGUAAUUGUAAAACUAAAAAUAAUAAUAUACAAUUAUUAACAUUAAAUACUGGUUUAAAUAUUAAUAAUUUUACAAAUAUUAAAAGUAAAAAAAUUAAUGAACCAAUUGAUAAUAUUACAACGCCACCAUCACCACCACCAACAACAACAACGCCACCAACAACAACAACAACAACAACAACAACUGAUGUUGUAAAAAUAAAAAAUCAUAGUUGCUCUGAUGCUGAUACAGAAAAAUCAUGUAAUGAUGAUAUUAUAAUACAUAAUAAAAAAAAGAAAAAAAUAUUACGUAAACGUAAAACACCAAUUAAACGUAAUAAUAUUAAUGAAAUAACAACAAAUGAUAUUAUUAAAAAAAAUAAAAAUAAUAAUGAUGAAUCAAUAUUAUGUACAUCAAAAGAAUUAAAAGUAUUAGAAACUUUUGAUUGUAUUAAACAACAACAACAACAACAACAAAGAACAAUGAUUAAUACAACAGAUCAACAAGUACCAUUAACAACAAAUAUAUUAAUAAAAACAAAUAAAAAUAAUAAAAAUGAUAAAUAUAUAUUAACAGAAGAUGACAUUGAUACAUCACAUGACGAUGACGAUGAUGAUGAUGAUGAGGAUGAUGAUGAUAGUGAUAAUGUUACAACAAAUAUUGUUGUUAAUAAUAGUGAUAAUACUGGUACAGUUAUAUCUGAGCUAGCUGGUUUAGUACAUAGUACUGGACAACAAUAUUUAACAUCUGGUCUUGAUGAUAUGUUAUCAGAUGAUGAGGGUUCAUAUAGUAGUAGAAUAUCAAAUAAAAGUGAAAAAAAUAUGGCUGAUUUUGAUGGUGAAGAGAGUGCUGUUGAAGAAGAAUUAGCACAAUUAGCUGUUAGACAUUUAACAGCAAUACAAAUGCAAGCAUAUCAUACACAUCAUCAUCAUAAUCAUCAUAAUAAUCAGGGACAUCAUCACCAUCAUCAUCAUCACCACCAUCAUCAUCAACAACAGCAGCAGCAGCAACAACAGCAACAACAGCAGCAGCAACAACAACAUCCACAUCAUCAUUCACAGCUAACAAUGAGAAGAUCAGUAUUUCGUCAUCCACAAAUACGUAGAAGAAGUAUUAGACAACAACAACAACAACAAUCAACAAUACAACAAAAUCGUAUAUCAUCACAAUUUAAUCUUGAUACUGUUUGUAAACCUGGUAAUACAUUAUUAUGGGAUUUAUUACAAGAUGAUAAAAUUGGUCAAUUAAGUGAAGGUCUUGCACUUGGAGCUGAAAAAGCAUUGUGUAAUCUUUUGUGUUUUAAUGUUGAUCGUUUAAUACCAAUGAAAUUUAUUGAAGGUUGUUUAGAUAAUUUAUCAACAAAUUAUUCAGUUAUAAUAUCAUUAAGAUUAUUACCAAAAUUACUUGCUAGUUUUCAACAAUUUGGUGCAAUGGAUGCACAUACAAUAACAACAUGGGCUGAUAGAGAACGUGGUAUGAUGAAACAUUUUUUUAAUAAUCUUAAAACAUAUUCAAUGAAUUAUCAAAAAAAUGGUUGUACAUCAUCAAAUUUAUAUUCUCAUCAAACUGAAAUACAAGUUAGAUUACAAUUUUUAUCAUCAAUAUUUUCACCAUUAGGAUCACCAGAUUGUUUUCGUUUGAGUUUAGAACAAGUUGAUAUAUUAUGGCAAUGUCUUGCACAAGAUACAAUGUGUGCUGAUGAAUUAUUUAGUUGGUUAUUAAGUCAUGCUAAAUCAACUGAACAACAUGCACUUGGUAUUGAUACAUUAAAACAUUUAUGUAUGCGUAAAUUACCAAGUUUAACACCAGAAACAAUAAGUAUGACUGGUUUAAGUUUAUUUCAACAAUUAUGUAAUUUAGCACGUCUUGCUGCAGCACAUUUAGAUAGACCAUUACGUGAUGUUGAUUCAGUUGGUAUGGAUUUUUUAUGGAGAAUAGCAUUACGUGCAAAAUCAAAUGAUGUUAGUAUGGCUGCAAUACAAUAUUUAAAUGGUUAUUAUAUGUCACGUCAAUUAACACAAGAAGCUGAAUUUGUAUCACAAUGUAUGACACAUUUAACAGCAGCAAGUGUUGAUCUUGAUAAUAAUGAAGAAGCUAGUUUACGUUGUAUACAACGUGCAUUAUUAUUAUUAAGAACACAUUUAGAAGCAUUUAGAAAACGUUAUGCUUAUCAUUUACGUAGAUGGGCACUUGAAGGUCAUUGUGCUGGUUCACAUGUUGCUAUGAAUACAUCAGAAAUUGGACAAAAUAUACGUAUAUUUGUACAACCAGCUGGUAUACCAGAUAAAACUAAUUUUACAUUAUCAAGUACUGAUUAUAUUGCUGAUUUACGUGCUGAAGUUGCUAAAUGGUGGGAUGAUACACAAAAUAAUAAACAAUUAAAUAAUGAUACAACAACAUCAUCAUCUGGUAAUAAUUCAUCUGUACUUGGUACAUUAUUAACUGAUGGCCCAAUUAGAAUGAUAACACAAGGACAAGAAUUAACAUUUGAUUAUGAUGAAAAAACACUUCAAGAAAUGGGAUUUAAAGAUGGACAACUUGUAUUUAUAUCACUUGGUGCUUCUGGUGGUAAUAGUGGUGGUGGAGGUGUUGGUGCAGGUGGUGGUGGUGGUAGAAGUGGUAAUUCAUCUAGUGGUAAUCGUAAUAAUAAUAAAAGAGAUAUUGAUUCACCAUCAUUAUUACCACCACCACCACGUGAAUCAUUACCAACAUUAUUAUUAUUAACACCACAAUAUUUUGAACAAUUAUUUACAUUAAUGAGAACUUUAAGUGCUAUGAAAACAACAGUUAAAGGUGGACAAAAAAUACCACAUACUAAAGCACAAGUAUUAUCACGUAGAGUAUGGGAUACAUUAACAUUAUUACCAACAAGUCCAUCAUUAUUACGUGGUUUUCAAAAUUUAGGUGAAAUAUCAUUACCAGAAUUACUUGAUCCAGCAAGUCCACAAAAACUUAUGUAUUCAUUAUAUAUUAUUGAAUCAUUAAGUCGUAAAAAAUCAUCAACAUCAACAAGUAAUAAUAGUAGUAGUUGUUGUAGUAGUAGUAGUACUAGUAGUAGUAGUAAUAAUAGUAAUACAUCAACUGGUAUAACAAUAACAUCAAUAAAUGAUGAUGUAUUAAAUGAUAAUAAUAAAUCAUCAUCAUCAUUAUUAUUAAUAGAUAAAGAAAAAAAAGAUAUAAAUGAUAUAAAAUUAAUAAUUCCAUGGUCAAAAUUAUUUGUUCAACAUGGUGGAUUAAGACAUUUAUUUGAUAUAUUUAUGUCUGGUUGUUUGGAAGAUAGUGAUGGUAGUGAAUGGCAACAAGAUUGUUUAGCAAGUUUAUUAAAACAAUUAUGUCAUCUUGGUGUUAUACGUGAAGAAAAAAAACGUCAUAAAUCAGAUAAACUUGUUGUACCAAGAUUAAGUGAUACAAUGUUAUCAAUGAUGAAUGUUAAUAAUGUUAUGCCAAGAAUAACAAGUAUAUUAAAUGAAGCAUCAAUGCCACGUGAUCCAAAUCAUUAUAAAACUGGUUUAUUUGGUAGAUCACAAGUAAUACAUUAUACAAUGGCAUUGCUAGUAUGUUGGGUACACAGUGAUAUUAAUAUAAGACAAGAAUUAUUUUCAUCUGAAUUAUUUGGUAAAAUAUGGUUACGUAGAUUAGUACUUGAAGAUCCAGAACCAGCAGUUAGACGUGAAAUAUGUACAGCAUUAUAUCGUCUUUGUCUUGGUACAACAAAUCAAGAAGAUGAUGAUGAUAAUAAUAGUGAUUUACGUAAUGAUAAAAUAUGUUUAAUUGUACCAAUGUUAAAUACAUUAUUAGAAUAUUUAUCUGUUGCUGAAAAAAUGUAUCCAUCAAAUAGAAAACGUACUGAUUUACCAUUACAUUUAAAUACAGUUAUACAUGAUGAUGGUAAAGAACCAUAUGGACCAGCAUGUCGUGAUUAUUUUUGGCUUAUUUGUCGUCUUGUUGAUGCAUUACCAAAUAAUUCAAUAAAAUAUCAUAAAGAUAAUGAACAACAUAAUGGUACAACAAUUGAUCUUGAAUUACUUGCAAAACGUGUUAUUGAUAGUUUAUUAAAUCAUCCACAUCUUGAAACACGUCAUAAUACUGUUGAGGAUGAUGCACUUGUUGGUUUAUUAAAUUUAACAUGUAAUAUUAUGACACAUAAUCCACAAUGUAAACAAUCAAAAAUUGGUGAAAAUUUAUUAAAUCGUAUAUUUGAUUUUUUAUUUGCAUUACCAAAUUCAAAAAUGAAACAUGUACCAAAAUGUAAAAGUCAAGUAUCACGUUCAGCAGCAUUUGAUUUAUUAGUUGAACUUGUUAAAUCAGCACCAGAUAAUUAUAAAAUAUUACAUAAAAAGCUAUUAUUACAACAUAGUCCUGGUCAUAAUUCACCAUAUCCAUGGGAUUAUUGGCCACAUGAAGAUGGACGUGCUGAUUGUGGAUAUGUUGGUUUAACAAAUUUAGGUGCAACAUGUUAUAUGGCUAGUUGUAUGCAACAUCUUUAUAUGAUGCCACAAGCACGUGCAGCAAUAUUAAAAGCUGAUUGUAAUAAUGCAAAUAAACAUCAAUUAACAAUACGUGAAUUACAACGUAUGUUUGCAUAUUUAUUAGAAUCAGAAAGAAAAGCAUAUAAUCCAAGAAGUUUUUGUCGUGUUUAUACAAUGAAUCAUGAACCAUUAAAUACCGGUGAACAAAAAGAUAUGGCUGAAUUUUUUAUUGAUCUUGUAUCAAAACUUGAAGAAAUGUCAAUUGAUUUAAAAAAUUUAGUUAAAACAUUAUUUUGUGGUGAAAUAUCAAAUAAUGUUGUAUCACUUGAUUGUGAACAUGUUAGUCGUACACUCGAAGAAUUUUAUACAGUACGUUGUCAAGUUGCUGAUAUGAAAAAUUUAUAUGAAAGUCUUGAUGAAGUUACUGUUAAAGAUACACUUGAAGGUGAUAAUAUGUAUACAUGUUCACAAUGUGGUAAAAAAGCUAGAGCUGAAAAACGUGCAUGUUUUAAAAAAUUACCACAUAUAUUAUGUUUUAAUACAAUGAGAUAUACAUUUAACAUGGGUACAAUGCUCAAAGAAAAAGUUAAUACACAUUUUAGUUUUCCAUUGAGGCUUGAUAUGUCUGGUUAUGUUGAAAAAAAAUUAAUGCCACAACACUAUAAACCUAAUGAUGAUAAUGUUGAUGAAGAAGAUGAAGAAGAAGAAGAAGAAGAAGAUGAUGAUGAUGAUGACGAUGAUGAUGAAGAAGAUGAUGAUGAAGAUGAUGAAGACGAUGAAGACGAUGAAGAAGAUGAUGAGGAGGAAGACGAAGAUGAUGAUGAUGAAGACGAAGAUGAUGAUGAUGAUGAUGAAGAUGAUGAAGAUGAUGAGGAUGAUGACGAUGAAGAUGAAGACGAAGAUAAUAAUAAUAAUAAAAGUGAAAAGACUGAGUGUGAAAAUGAUGAUAAUAAUGAAAAAAAAAUUAAUAAUAAUAAUUAUAAUAAUAUUAAUAAUAUAAAUAAUGAUAGUAUAAAGAAAAAAAAAUUAAAAAAAAAAAAUAAAAAUAUUAUUAAAGAAAAUAAUGAAAAUUAUCAGUAUGAUUUAAUUGGUGUUACAGUACAUACUGGUACUGCUGAUGGUGGACAUUAUUAUAGUUUUAUAAAAGAUCGUACUUUACCAAAUAAAGAUAAAUGGUAUUUAUUUAAUGAUGCUGAAGUUAAACCAUUUGAUCCAAGUCAAAUUGCUGCUGAAUGUUUUGGUGGUGAAAUGACAAGUAAAACAUAUGAUGCAGUAACUGAUAAAUUUAUGGAUUUUAGUUUUGAAAAAACAAAUUCUGCAUAUAUGUUAUUUUAUGAAUUAUCUAGUGAUCAAAAUAUUGAUAAUAAAGAUAUUGAAGCAACUGGUUCAUCAAGUCCAAUUGAUAUACAAUCAUUAUCAACAUCAACAACAACAUUAACAACCACAACAACAACUACUACAACUACAACAUCGUCGUCGUCGUCAUUGUUAACAUCAACAACAGCAGCAGCAGCAGCAUCAAUACAACAAGAAGAUUCAACAAAAUUUAUUGAAAAAUUACCAACACAGCUAGAACUUAACAAAGAAUUAGAAGAUUGGAUUUGGCAAGAUAAUAUGCAUUUUUUACAAGAUAAAAAUAUAUUUGAACAUACAUAUUUUAGUUUUAUGUGGCAAAUAUGUGGUUAUAUACCACAAACAUUAUUAUCAAUGCAAGCAGAUGUUACUGAAUUAUCAGCUGAGCUAUCAACAUCAUUUUUUAUGGAAACAUUUAUUCAUGCUAAAGAAAAACCAACAAUGGUACAAUGGGUUGAAUUAUUAACAAAACAAUUUAAUGGUUCACCUGGUGCUUGUUCACGUUUUCUUGAACGUAUGGCUAAUGAUUCAUGGUGGCCAAUACAAAUUCUAGUCAAAUGUCCUAAUCAAAUGGUUAGACAAAUGUUUCAAAGACUAUGUAUACUUGUUAUUCAACGUUUACGAGCAACACAAGCACCAUUAUAUUUAUUAACAGCUAAUGAUAAUAAUACAGAUGAUAAUAAUGAAACAACAACAACAACAGCAUCAUCAUCAUCAACAACAUCAUCAUCAUCAAAUAGUAGUCAAUUAAAUAAUAGUGUUGGUACACAAUCAUGUGUUACAAGAUUUGUAAGAAUGUUACUAUCAUUAAUGGAACAUGCUAAACAACAUUUAAAACAUUUAACUGAAUAUUUUAGUUUUUUAUAUGAAUUUAGUAAAAUGGGUGAAGAAGAAACAUUAUUUCUAAUACGUGUACAAGCAAUAUCGACAAUGAUAAAUUUUUAUUUGGGACAUAAAACAAAUGAUAAUAAUAUUAAUACAAGUGGUGAUAAUAUUAGUGAAGAAGAUGAUGAAGAAGAAGAAGUUAUUGUAUCUGUAACAAAUGAUAAAUUACGUCCAGCAUCAUUAGAUAAAAUGAUAACAUUAAUAGCAACAUUAGUUGAACGUAGUCGUGGUAAUGAUCAUCGUUUAACAUUAUCAUCAAUUGAUUUAAAUUCAGUUGCUGGUGGUAAAGGUUUUCCAUUUUUAUAUCAACAAAUACGUGAUGUUAUUAAUUUAAAUCAAACACGUAAUUUAAUACAAUCAUUAUGUAGAUGGAAUGAUAGACUUGCAAUACAUAUUAUAACAAUGAUAUUUCAAGCAAUAACAAAACAUACUGAUAUAUGUCAACCAUUUUUUAAAUUAUUAACAUUAUUAACUGAAAAUAAUGGACCAAGUGGUAUGCCAUGUAUGACACAAUUAAUAUUAAGUCGUGUAUGGGAUGCUGCUAGAGUUGCACCACAUGGUGCACUUGAAUGGCUUGCACUUGCUGUUACAAGAAAUAAAUUAUCACAUGCAUGGGUAUUACAAGGUAUUGAUACAUGGUUACAACAUUUUUUAAUUGAACAUACAAAUCAACGUGUUAGAUCAGCUGCUGCAUUUUUAUUAGUAUCACUUGUACCAUCAACACAUUUUCGUCAAGGUUAUAGAAGUGCACAUAGACUUGGUAUUGGUUGUAAUACAACAAGAGAAUGUCAAUUAUCAAAUGAAGCAAUAUUAAUAUUACAUCAAAUUUAUACAGCAUUAUUAAGAUUAUUACAAUCAGCAAGACAUUUUAUUGAUAUACAAACACAUGGUACUAUGAAACUUACAGCUUAUUUUGCACUUAUGACAUAUUGUGUUGUUUCAAAAACUGAAAAAAUGAUGUUUGGACCAUAUUUAAAUGAUUUGUGGACAUUAUUUCAUCCAAAAUUAUCAGAACCAAGUAUACCAGUACAUCAUAAUAAACAAGCUGUUUUAUUAUUUUGGUAUCAUGUUUGUUCUGAUUGUCCAGAAAAUAUUGCAAUGAUACUUCAUAAUCCACAUAUUACAAAAAAUAUUGCAUUUAAUUAUAUACUAGCUGAUCAUGAAGAUCAAGAUGUUGUAUUAUUUAAUCGUGUCAUGUUACCAGCAUACUAUGGUUUAUUACGUUUAUGUUGUCAACAAUCACGUGCAUUUACACGUCAAUUAGCAGCUCAUCAAAAUAUACAAUGGGCAUUUAAAAAUAUAACACCACAUCCAGCUCAAUAUUCAACAGCUGUUGAUGAAUUAUUUAAAUUAAUGCAAUUACUUGUUGCAAGACAUCCUGAUCAAAGUGAACAAGAAGAUACUGAAAUAGCAUCAUUUAGAAAAGGUACACUUGCAUCAUAUUUACAAGGUCUUGAUGGACGUUCAUGUUGGGCAACAUUAAUAUCAGCAUUUCGUAUAUUAAUUGAUACUGAUGAUGAUCGUCUUUAUGUUGUUUAUAAUAAUGGUUUAAGUAUGGCAUUAGAAGCAUUUCAUAUGUUACAUAUAAUGUAUCAUGAAGCAACAGCUUGUCAUGUUGCUGGUGAUUUAGCUGAACUUAUUGCAAUAAUUGUUGAACUUGUACGUUGUAUUAGAACAGCAAGAGAUGGUCCAGAUCCACGUAGUACACUUGGUAAUUGUAAAGAAUGGCCAGAUGUAUUACGUAAAUUAGCAACAUUAUUAAAUACAUAUAAUCCACCAGAAAUACGUAAUUUAGCAAUUGAUUUAUUAAAAGAAUUAAUAAUGCUUGUACCAUCAGAUGCAAUAAUGAUAUUAGCACCAUUAUUAUCACAUUGUCAUGCUGCAUUACAAGAAUCACAUGCAGCAGUACCACCUGGACCAUAUUUACCAAGAAGAACAACACAAACUGGUAAAAUACCAACACGUCCAGCACGUCCAAUGGUACAAAUGGCUGUACCACAUUCACAACUUGAAUCAACAAAAGGUACUGAUCCUGAUUAUGAUAGUGCAUUACUUGAAUUUUAUUUGCCUUAUCAUGAGCUUAUUGAUGUUAUGUGUCGUUUAGCAAUUAAUAAUGAUUGUAUGAAUGAUACAUUAAUUAGUUUAAGUACAAUGCUUGGUUUUGAAGGUGUACCAUUACAUUUAGCAUUAUUUCCAAGAUUAUGGCUUGAUGUACAUUCAGCAUCACAUAUUGAUAGAAAACAUAUAUCAGCAUUAUUAUGUUCAACAUAUACUGUUGAUUAUGUUGAUGCUGUAUUACUUGAUGAAAGAACAUCACUUGGUGUACCAGCAAUACAUGCAUUUCUUAAAACAUUUUUUCCAAAAUUAGCAAAUCAUGUAUUAACUGAUCAAACAUGUAAACUUAUUGAUAAUUUAGUUAAUUCAUUAAGUACUAUGAUUGAUAAUGUUGAUAUUAAAACAUCAGCACAUCGUUUAACUGGUGAUUUACGUGCAUUAUCAAUUGUAUAUAGUAGUGGUACAAGAAUCAAACCACCAAAUAUACUUAAUAAAAUACUUGAUACAUUACUUGCUAAAACAAUAUUUAUUAAAAAUCAUGAAACAAAACAACAACAACAACAACAACAUGAUUCUGAAGCGCCAGCUAAAAAAAGAAAAUUUAACAUUGAUAAUGAUAAUGAUAAUAAUGAUAAUAACGAUGAAAAAUUACAAAUUAAUAAUGAUAAUAAUAAAAAAAAUAAUAGUGAUAAUUCAAAUACUGUUAUUAAUAAUUUUCAUGAUAAAAAUGAUAAUAAUAAUCCUAUAAUGGAUAUUGAAGAUAAAGGUGAUGAUAAUAAUAUUGAAAUUAAUUUAAAAGAUGAAUUAAUAAAUGAUUGUAAUAAAACGACACUGGAAACAACAACAUCACCAUCAUCAUCAUCAUCAUCAUCAUCAUCAUCAUCAUCAUCAUCUACAACUACAACAACAAUAACAACGACAACAACACCAGUUACAACAUUAACAACAACAACAACAACAACAACAGCACCGUCAUCAUCAACAUCAACAUCAACAACAUCAACAAAACCAACAACAUCAUCAUUAACAUCAACAAGUACUUCCGUAUCAUCAAGUUUUGUUGGUUCAUCAACAACUAGUAGUUAUACAAAUCAACUUAUGUGUUCACUCACAAAUGUAUCAUGGCUUGAAACGCUUGAAAAGACAAUUAUUAAUCUUCAAAAAACUGUGUCAAUGCAAACUAAAAAUUAGUUUAUCCUUUUUUUUUCUUCUUUCUUUCGUUCGUUCGUUCAUAUAUAUUUUUUUUUUAUAUAAAAUCAUCUAUAAUAAAAUUAUAAAAUAAUUUAAUUAUGAGAGGCUGUAUGUGCGUGCGUGUGUGUGUGUGUAUUUUUUUUUCGCUAUAAGUGAAUAAUAUUUAAAAAGUGAGAGUUUUAAUCAUUAAUUAGAUCAAAUCUUGGCAUUAUAAUACUUUGGACUGAAUUAUUAAUGAUUAUUAUCUUUUUUUUUUUUGUGUGUAUAAUAAUAAUAAUGUAAAAUUUACUUGUCCAAAAAAAAGAUAAUAUGGUCAAAGAAAAAAAAAAAAAAAAAAAAG
Messenger RNA from Aphidius gifuensis, 12318 nucleotides. RefSeq names its product ubiquitin carboxyl-terminal hydrolase puf (gene puf). Gene Ontology annotation, molecular function: cysteine-type deubiquitinase activity. The transcript has 5 exons. The record is from RefSeq and is a predicted model, not a curated record. The coding region runs from base 354 to 11978 and encodes 3874 amino acids. Lineage: Eukaryota; Metazoa; Arthropoda; Insecta; Hymenoptera; Braconidae. Gene Ontology annotation, biological process: protein deubiquitination.